AUGUCUGGACCCGCGAGCAACCUGCGCGCGCGCAAGGUCGAGUCGAACGGUAACGGCAAGGCCGCGGCCAACGGCAACGGCUUGUCGAACGGCAAUGGCAACGGCCACGCUGCCCCCGCCGAGUCGGAGGGCAAGUCGCGCGCGGUGCGCCACGGCGCCAUCCCGACGGCGUACGGACAGCAGAUGGACAAGAAGCUCGACGAGCACGAGAGCUACGAGUUUGGCGGGCCCGUCGGCGUGACGGCCAUGAUGGUCGGCUUCCCCAUCCUCAUGUACUACCUGUGGAUCUGCCUGUGGUACUAUGACGGCGCGCUCGUGCACCCUCGCUCGCUCGACGACAUCCGCCCCUUCCUCGAGCGCAUGUGGGCGCACGCGUACGAGGGAGCGUACCCCACCAAGUUUGCCUGGGGCACGUACCUCGGCCUGACGGCCAUCCAGCUCACGUUUGCGUGGGUCCUCCCCGGCAUGAUGCAGUGGGGCCUGCCGGUCCCCUCGCUCGGCUACGAGACGCUGCUGUACAAGUGCAACGCGCUCGCGUCGUGGUACUGCACGCUCGUGCUCGCCGCCGUCCUCCACCUCACGGGCGUCUACCGCCUCCCCUGGAUCAUUGAGAACUACGGCCCGAUCAUGACGGUCGCGAUCAUCACCAGCUUCACCGUCUCGGCCACGAUCGACAUCCUCGGCCGCACAGCCCACUACGGCGGCAAGCCCCUCCGCAUGUCGGGCGUGCUCGUCUACGACCACUUCAUGGGCGUGUCGCUCAACCCCCGCCUCGGCCCCAUCGACCUCAAGAUGUUCGCCGAGGUCCGCGUCCCCUGGGUGCUGCUCUUCCUCAUCUCGCUGUCCGGCGUCGUCAAGCAGUACGAGGACCUCGGCUACCUCACCUACAACAUGUUCCACAUGCUGCUCGCCACCGGCCUGUACAUGAACGCAUGCGCCAAGGGCGAGCAGAUGAUCCCCCAGACCUGGGACAUGUUCCACGAGAAGUUUGGCUGGAUGCUCAUCUUCUGGAACAUGGCCGGCGUCCCCUUCACCUACUGCUACCCGACCAUCUACAUGACGCGCUCCAGCCCCGACACGUACCGCUUCCCCUGGUGGGGCAACGUGCUCAUGUUUGUCACGCUCCUCACGUGCUACUACAUUUUCGACACGUCGAUGAGCCAGAAGUCGGCCUUCAAGAUGCAGCAGCAGGGCGAGUACAAGCCCCGCAAGGCCUUCCCCCAGCUCCCCUGGGCCGAGGUCAAGGACCCCGAGUUUAUCCAGACCAAGCACGGCAACAAGCUCCUCAUCUCGGGCUGGUGGCAGUUUGCCCGCAAGAUCAACUACACGGCCGACUGGUUCCAGGCGCUCACCUGGGGCCUCACUGCCGGCUUCAACACCCCCAUCACCCUCUUCUACCCCAUCUUCUUCCUCGCUGUCCUCACCCACCGCUGCGGCCGUGACUUUGAGAAGUGCGAGCGCAAGUAUGGCGAGGACUGGGUCGCCUACUGCAAGGUCGUCAAGUGGAGGUUUAUCCCCUACGUCUACUAA
This is a messenger RNA of Vanrija pseudolonga, 1530 nucleotides long. RefSeq names its product Delta(24(24(1)))-sterol reductase (gene sts1). The transcript has a single exon. Gene Ontology annotation, molecular function: Delta24(24-1) sterol reductase activity. Bases 1 to 1530 code for a protein of 509 amino acids. Gene Ontology annotation, biological process: ergosterol biosynthetic process. Gene Ontology annotation, cellular component: endoplasmic reticulum membrane. NCBI's taxonomy places the organism in Eukaryota, Fungi, Basidiomycota, Tremellomycetes, Trichosporonales, Trichosporonaceae. The record is from RefSeq and is a predicted model, not a curated record.